Molecule: messenger RNA, 2955 nt
Organism: Corticium candelabrum
Lineage: Eukaryota; Metazoa; Porifera; Homoscleromorpha; Homosclerophorida; Plakinidae
Exons: 22
Coding region: 1-2766 (921 amino acids)
Molecular function (GO): zinc ion binding
Source: RefSeq, a predicted model, not a curated record
AUGGUGCUGACAAGCUUAGCUCAGAAACAAGAGCUACUUUGCUUUAUGGUUAGGUGCAGGAAGGGUGUGAAGCACGAUCCCAUGCACUGCCCAAAUGUUUCGGGUGCUCUGACUUACAAAGAGCUAGAAAGAAUGAAGAAAAGAGACAGUCUGAACUUAAGAAAAGGAAGGGGCACUGGAAGCCUGAUUGUCGUCGUAGAAUCCGAUCCAAAAGUGGCAGCAGGGAUUCCCGCUUGCACAGUCAUGGGCAGACGACUUCCGCUACAGGGAGUUCCAGCUCAAGGUAUCAUUGAUAGCGCUAACAUAACCAUUAUGGAAGCUGAGCUAUUUAAGAAAGUGGCUGCCACUAACAAAUCAAGAAGAAGCUUGACAAGACUUCUUGCAUAUCUGAUCAGAAGACAUUCGGUUCCAGGCUGCAAGUUUAUAUGUAUUACCUUUUACCCUGUGUACGGAGCUGAACAGUGCUUCUGGUCACGGGAGUGGGCUUCUGCUCAGAAACAGUUUUAUGACUCAUGUCAGUCAUCUGUUGGUAUCAACUACAUUGAGACAGACAGUAGAAUUGAAGGCUGGUUUCGAGAAUCCUCUCCAUCCAAAGUAAUAGAUAGCUAUGUCAACUCAUGUGGACCAGAUUUUCCUAUUGAAAGUGAAGGUUUUUCUAUUCAAGAUGUAAAGACUCGCAUUAGUUGUAUAAAUGAUAAACAGUUUGUUUUUCCUGGACUUUUCCUGCAGUGGGAAGCCAUUGUCAAGUUAAAUAAUGGAAGCUAUUGUGUACCCGAUGCUGUUGUUGAUGCUGUCAAGAAAUGGACAAAACACAACAGCUGUGGGAGAGUUGUUGUAGUUGGUGAUGGCAAGCAUCAAGUAUCAAUGCUCGGUCAUUUGGCAUCAGAAGACAGCACACGACAGAUGCUGCGACCACUGUUAUGUUUAGCUAGUCAGAUAUCUAGUCCCCUGUUUUUUAUGAUUGCUACCAGGUCAUACAAAUGUGGUGGACACUUCUUACCGCCUAAGCCUGGAAUGUUGGCAUGGUUACAGUAUGUGCUAGACAUUAACCUUUACCAUCAGAGCAGUCUUUAUGUCGCGAACUCAUCAUCUCAUCAGCUUGCAGCAGAAGCAGCAGGAUUGAACACUCUUAAAGCCAACGAUGCUUUUCUUAAUCCAAACUCUUUGAUUGCUGUUCACUGUGGUGGGAAAUCUAUUUGCAGAAUGCUAUCUGAUGUAUCUCUGAUUCAACUUGGUGGGGUGUUUAUGUCAUCUGACUCUAAUCAAUUGAUAGAAACUAGCCAAUUGGUACAGUUGACCUCUGAUUCGGAAGUGCGCAUGACAGUCAGUCAAACAGAACUGUGUAAUGAUGAUCAAAGUACGUUUGGCUAUUUGGUCAAAAAUUCCCAGUCACUUCAUCAGUUUGUGACAUCUUCCAAAGCAAUGCUAGGACCAUUUUACAGCAAGCAUGAAGAGCUGUCUCAUGCUCAAAACAUUAUCAAGGAAAGUACAUGUGUACCACUUAUUAGCUCUGAUGGGGAGAGUGAGGAGGACAUUAUGCAAACUCCUGUCCACUACGAUUUAGGUACAGAGAGAAUCAGGAUUGCUCUAGAUGACAUUCAGCAACUUGCUGGGAACAAAUGCUAUGAAAGAGGUGUUGGUUACUGCAACAAUGUGAAACAACUGAGCUCAAAUCCUGAAAUGGGUGGACUGUUUGUAACAUGCCAAUGCAAGGGAACAGUGUCAGAACCGUAUUAUGUUUCAGCAUUAGUCACUCAUCGUGGCACUAUUGGUGAUCAUUGUUGCACUUGUCCAAUGGGAGACAUGGGUGACUGCUGCAAACAUCUUGUUGCCAUGCUUUUAGUUUUCAAGAAUUCUUUAGAGGUCAAAGCAUCAGGUUUGAAAACAGAAAGUUCUACUACCAAGAAAAUAAGUCCAUGUUCUGCUGGGUAUACAAGUGCUGGGAACGAAUCUCUAUCAAGCGUUUGUUUGCAGUCUAAUGUAUCUGCAGUGGGUUGUAGUCCAGCUGCUGCUAAGACUGUUGGCCCAACAACUGCAAACCAAAGGACAAAACCUAUUGAUGAAAAUCAAGCAGCUAUUGCUGCUAGUCAGCAAUGGGACCGUUCAUUGCCUCAUUGGAUUUCACAAACUGGUGAGCACUGUAGGUCAGUGUCCAGAACUAAGAAUGAAAUAAGCAGAAGAAAGAAAGACGAUGAAUCACCAUUAAAGAGACGAAAGUCAUGUGAAAUCAUUUAUCAAAUGAGUGAAGAGGAGUUGAUUCUAACUGCCAAAGAGUUAUUGGAGAAAAGUGGUUGUGAUCAUGGAAAGAAAUGGUCAUCAGAUUGUUCUUCCUUUUGGCCACAGAAUUGUGGUUUGAAAGAGAGUCCGUCAUUUCUUGGGGAUGAACAGCGUCCAGUCAAUUGCAAAAUGGAUUUAUUUCACAGUGAUGGAAUGCAAUUGUCUCUUGUUGGAAAGCAAUCGAUAUCAAGAAGUAAAAUUCUCGUGGAAGCAACACCAUCUGUACCAGCUGAUGAAGAAUGUCAACCAUGUAGAAAAGAAUUUAAAUCAGUAACUUUUCAAGAAACCGCAAGGACCCGUGUUGCUGAGACUUUGGUGCCUGACACAGUUGUGCCCAGUGCAGCAAGUCACAACCAUUAUACAACAACAUCAUCGAUAUCUGUGGUACCAGAAACAAUUGACAGUAACAACAGUUCUGAUAACAAGGAAUUUGGCAAAGGAGAAUCAGCGUCUCUCAUAGACAUAGAUGUAUUCCUGUUUGGCAAUUGAUUAAUCGUGCAAUUUGGAUAAAGAUAGUAGCAAGUAUGAGCUUGUUUGCACACCAGAACAUAGUGCUAAUGAAGUUAAGAAUUUUGUCUGUACUUUAUAAUCUUAUUAAUUUGAGACCUUGUAUUUGGCAAAGCCACGUGCAUCUUGUUUAUGUGAUGUUGGUAAAGCACCUUUAAAUUUACACAGCUA